This is a messenger RNA of Dermacentor silvarum, 5182 nucleotides long. Its product is annotated as epidermal growth factor receptor kinase substrate 8. The record is from RefSeq and is a predicted model, not a curated record. Gene Ontology annotation, biological process: Rho protein signal transduction; regulation of Rho protein signal transduction. The transcript is spliced from 21 exons. Lineage: Eukaryota; Metazoa; Arthropoda; Arachnida; Ixodida; Ixodidae. Gene Ontology annotation, cellular component: plasma membrane. The coding region runs from base 649 to 4101 and encodes 1150 amino acids. Gene Ontology annotation, molecular function: actin binding.
GUGUGUGCGUGAGCGCGCUAGGCGAGCGCGCGUCGGUGUUGGCGCGUUUCCUUUUUUUGUUAUUUGUUUCUUUCGCUGCUUCUCGUUCUACGCGUACCUGCCUGCAUACCGAUGCUCCGGAGCGCGGCGUCGCCCGUCGCGAAAAUGCAGCAGCCGAUGCCGCUGCGUAAUUGCUAAAAAGUUUUCUCGUGUCCGCUGAAGGCUCAGCGCAGCGACAACUUGGUCGUCGAAUUGGACUUGCAACUGCUGCUGCGGGAAAGUCGGCUUCGCUACCCCUCACAUCGGCCCGAGUCGACCUCGUCGAGCGGAUUGCGUCUGUCCGACAUCGCAACGGGGCUCUGCGUUCGGCGCGGGCCAGUUUCCGUGUGUGCGUGCUGCUGUGGCGUUUUCUUUCUUUUUUUUCUCUGGGCUCCCUCUGACCGCGCCGCAGUUUGUCAUCGCUGGCAACACCUGGUGAACGUUUCCACCGGCCAGCAAAAAAGGAGUACCACACGCCGAUCAGCCCCGUUCUAGUGCGCCGAAACGUCGUCGCCUUCGUCCACCGAUGCACCUGUCCGGCGGCGAGCCGACAUUGUGUGCUAUCAUCGCCCGAAGAAUUCCCGGCCUAGGCUGGCUCUAGGCAAGCGACGCACCACAGAUGCCAAUUGAAUGGCAGCCAUGCCAGGGGUGAUGAAAGUGGACAGUUGGGAGGACAGGCAUUCUGUGAGCAGUGAUUACGACCCCUAUUUGGUACACAAGGACCGAGCAGACCUAGACAUGAGGAGCUCAAGGUCGGCUUACUCCAAUGGCUACAGCUCCGCAGACCAGCACAGUGACUUUGGAGCUGAGGAGGCACCUUCGUACCUCCUGGAACACCUGGCCACCUUCUCUGUUGGGCAGCAAUAUGCCCUGGAGAGCCCCAAGGAUGGGUUACGAAAGUUGUUUCAAAUGGAGAAGUCCAAGGGCAUCUGGACGCAGAAGAUGAAGUUGAAGCUGGAUCGCAAGUGGGUCAUUAUCAUCGACUGCGAGAAUGGGGAUGUGGUGGAGCGCUUUCCCAUGAGCCUGAUCAGCGACCCAACAGCAUUCACGUCAGAUGACCCACGAGAGCUAUACAACAACAUCCUGGUCUUUGUGGUCCAGGAUGACCCGACCUCAUCCAGCCAGCAGGAGCAUGCUGAGAUGCAUAUCUUUCAGUGUGUCCGCAUCUCGGCUAAGGAAGUGGUGGAUGACAUCAAGGCCUUCAUGAUGGGAAAGAGCCGAGGACGGCGCAGCAGUCAUGACCGAGGAUCAGGCCUGCCCCCACCGCCAAAUGUGGCCGCCCCCGAGCCUCCCGUCAAUGGCGGCAUCAACGUGCGCGAACAAGUGAGCAUCUUCAACGCAGUUGCUGUGUCACAGGGGUCUCCGCCACCGCCUUCACAUGUACCCAUGCACCGCGGGGGACCUCCACCUCACGACAAGAUAGAGGCACAUCACGCACGAGGGGGUGGCUACGCACGCGAAUCGAAUGACGAGACCAGCUCAACGACGAGCGAGAAGUACGAGCGUGACGUGGCUAUCCUGAACCACUGCUUUGAUGACAUCGAACGAUUCAUCGCCCGACUUCAGCAUGCUGCCGCGGCCUACCGGGAGCUGGAGCGUCGCCGCAAGUCACGCAAGAACAAAAAGAAGGAUCUCGGAGAUGGAAUGUUGAGCAUGCGUGCCAAGCCACCACCAGAUCGAGAAUUUGUUGACAUCCUGCAGAAGUUCAAACUGUCCUUCAACCUUCUGGCCAAGCUCAAGAACCACAUCCACGAGCCAAACUCCCCUGAGCUGGUCCACUUCCUGUUCACUCCGCUUGCGGUGAUCGUAGACGCAGCGCGAGAUUGUGGCCGUCCUGGCACGGGUGCCAGCCUGGCGGCACGUGUCGUUAGUCCCCUGCUCACACGUGACGCACUUGAGCUGCUGGCCAACUGCUGCACGUCCAAGGAGAGUGACCUCUGGCACAGCCUGGGUGAUGCAUGGGUGGUUCCACGGGACAUGUGGAAAGGCUACGAGUCGGAGAGCUACCAGCCCGUCUUCUCGGAUGGAUGGGCGCCCGACUGUAGCGGAUCUGACGACCAGGCUCCACCACCCUCACAGCCGCCCCGUAUGCGCCGACGGUCACAGGAAGAGGUGGAACUGCGGGAUGUUCCCGAUUACCACGCCCAUCGUGGAAACGUAGUGUCCUCACAGCACGACAUGGACAGUCGCUAUGGUGGCAGCGACUAUCUCAACGAGCGCAUGCCAGGACCACUGCAGGCAUCGCCUUACGAUCGGGGCUUCUCUCCACGGGACCAUAUGGAAAGGCCUGGCACCCAGACUCCAUCGGAGUCAGACCUGCAGGACCCGCGGGACCAACGCUCGGAGCUCAGUGUGGACUCGAUGGAAGCUGGAGGAGGCGAUCCACAGCGGCAGUGGCGUGCGUGGGCCGAGGCCCUCCGUGACCAGGGAGCCAAAGUAGUGCAAGUGGUGUACCCCCGGACUGCCAACAACGACAAAGAGUUGACCGUCGUGCGGGGAGAAUUCCUCGAGAUCCUGGAUGAUAGCCGCAAGUGGUGGAAGACGCGCAACAUCCGAGGCCAGGUUGGCCAUGUGCCGCACACCAUCGUCACAGCAUACCAUGCCGACGACUCCGGCAGUGUUGGCUAUGAGCGCUCCUCGAGCCGCGAGAACUACGAUCGCUCUCCUUACCCACCUGGUGGAGCGUUUGCCGAAAUGGGCCUUGAGGGUGACUCCUCACCACCUCAUGACCUCGGGGGUGACUCGAUGAGUUCAUCGGGACUGGGAAUGGGAAGUCCACGUGGAGGCGGACCUCGCCAGCCGCCUGCUCCGGCCGACUGGGUCCGCCGCGAGCGACAGGGGAAGAAAGAAACAUAUGACGAAAAUGAUCCUUAUGGGUACGUGGAAAGGAACAUUCCUCCCGCACCGCCUAUGCCGCCACCUGAACCUCCCCUGCGUUCUUCACGUGCUCCGAGUGUUGUCGACGACAGUGUUUCUGACCACUACCGACCAACGUCAACUCAGUCUGACCCGAGACAUGCAAGCAGCAGUGGACAGGACAUGGAGGUGAGAAGCCAACAUGACACCGUGCAGAUUCACUCGGGCCAGUAUCACUCGACGCCCGAAUCGACUCGACACGAGUUCAGUAGGCAAGUGUCUGAUCGGCAGGAAUCGGCUCGCCGUUCCGGGUCCUUUGUCGACGAAGCAUUACCACCACCACCGAACCAACACGACACUAUCCUUCUGGAGUCGACCCGUAAUUCGGAUCAAUACGAUGGUCACUUCCAUGCGAGAGGUUUUGAACCCCGCUCAGCACACAGUUCCAGUCAUUUCGAAUCGUCGACGCCGACUCCACCACCGCCACCACUGCCAGGCAGCGCCGAUUACUACGCUUCAAAAAGUUCGGACCUGGCUCACAGGCGGUACGACAACCCUAACUUAGAGCGCCGUUCAAGUCAACGUGAUGCACUCGCAAUGCAGCUGCCACCGCCACCCGUAGAGCCAUCGUCAUCGGUGGUCCCAGAGGCACCGCGUCGCCAUGGAAGUGCUAGUUCUGCACAGCCUCCUGCUAAGGCAGCCCACCGUGAAGACACUUUCGACGAAGAACUUAAGCUUCGUGUGUCUCUAGGCCCCAAGGCGGGCAAAAAAUGGGGUAGGGCAACGGCAGUUGCUGCACGCGCCGCCUACAUCACGCCCGAGUCCACAGUCGACGAGGUCCAAGCCUGGCUCACCGCAAAGGACUUCAGUGACAGGGUAAAAGGUCUUUGCAAGGAACUAACGGGCGAACACAUGUUCGCACUCACCAAGGAGCGCCUGGAGGAAGUGCUGGCUGUCACAGAAGCAGCCCGCCUAGUCAGCCACCUCACUGUGCAGAAGAACCUGUGUGGGUACAAGCCCGGUGGCAAGGACCAGCUGAGCGAGAUCCUCCAGAUGCGGCGCAAUCGUGUGGACGCCGGCGUGCCAGCAUUCGAAGAAGCACCCAGGAGCCCCACCACCACUGUGGUUGUCAUGCAGAAGCAGCACAGCGCGACCAGUGACUCGACGGUCCCAACUGCUGCCGAGGCUGAGACCGCUGCGACGGCCACGACGAGUGCCACUCAGUGAUGGCUUCAGAGAAAGAAAAAAAGGUUUAUUUGUUCCCUGGACAACCAAUUGCCUCAUACCACGACAACAGUGUGCUGCUGUGUUGGAGCUCAUACAGUGCUUCAUCACAUUUUUACGAAGUUUUAUAGCCCUUGAUUAACUGCAUAGUUUCUGAACAUUACCUCCUGGCCUGCUGCACUACCGUGAGCAUUUCACACGCAUAUUCACAACCAUCCCGUCCUUAUUCCUUGUGCCCUAGAGAGACAAUAAAGAAAGCAGGAAGGCGAGGUCACUGGAACAGGAAAUCUGCUUUGCUAUUUCCACUAACUUUAAAUGAUUUACUGUAGUGCAGCAGACGUGACACAAGACAAAGGUAACGUAUUGGUAGUAGCGCUUCGUUUCUAUGUUACCUUCCUAUUGUGUCACGUUUCACGCUACAGUUCAUCCUGUUCAGUCAGCACUAACUAUCCCAAUUUUCUGUUCUGCCUCGCCACCAUACACAACCGGAACUUGCUGGGCGCAGUUUAGAGCACACCUAUUGCGCUAAGUGCACCAGCAAGGUCUUUUGCUCACCCCAACAUGCUAAAUGGAUGACCACUUUUCUCGCACCAACUUUGAUGGCAGCGAGAGAGCUUUAUGAUGCCAUGUGGUUUAGUUUGUCUAUAUCCUCAUCGAGGAAACAGGUACUUGUUCUCCUGACCUAUCCCUCCCCCCACUUUUUUUUUUUCCAGUAAUCAAACUUGGGAACAGUCGCGUACUCAACCAUCCGUCCGGCUCUAUCCUCGAGACGUCCUAUACACAUUCCAAGUAACCACAUCAUUGACAUUGGCUCAAAUCUCAGACCAAAUGACAAAAGAGUGGCUAUUAUGUUUCCAGGACCAUUGUUUCCAUGUGAAUAAUAUUACAAGUAGUGUUGACCGAUGUGAAAACAUCCAACAUGAUCGCUCACAGUAGCAAUGCUAGUCUUUUAGGUGUAGAUAAAAUUUAGGCAGCAUAUCGAGCACCUUACAGUAUGAGAAGUGAAUAGAGUCAUUGCUGCUUGUGCAUUUUCUUCCUUCAAAAGAGAACACAUAUUGCAAAUAAAUAUUUUUGCAAGUUUUGC